This is a messenger RNA of Cygnus atratus (black swan), 1397 nucleotides long. RefSeq names its product G protein-coupled receptor 132 (gene GPR132). Gene Ontology annotation, molecular function: G protein-coupled receptor activity. The transcript has a single exon. Lineage: Eukaryota; Metazoa; Chordata; Aves; Anseriformes; Anatidae. Gene Ontology annotation, cellular component: membrane. Bases 1 to 1107 code for a protein of 368 amino acids. Gene Ontology annotation, biological process: G1/S transition of mitotic cell cycle; negative regulation of G2/M transition of mitotic cell cycle; G protein-coupled receptor signaling pathway. The record is from RefSeq and is a predicted model, not a curated record.
AUGGCAAAUUCUACAGACUGUCUCACAACUGUAAAGGAUAAUGCCACCAUUUGCAUAGACAUUUCCUACAAAGACAGCAAGACACUUCUCAUUGCUGUUUACAGCUUUGUUUUUGCAGUCGGCCUUCCAGCAAAUUGCAUAACUUCCCUGCUUACAUUUAUGCAAAUCCAAAGGAAUAAAGUAGUUGCCAUCUACAUUUUCAGUUUAUCUUUGUGCGAGCUGAUGUAUUUAAGUACCUUGCCUCUCUGGAUUAUCUAUGUGCAAAAUGAGCACAAAUGGUACAUGGGAGAACAGAUUUGCAAAAUAACAGGAUUCAUUUUUUUCUGCAACAUAUACAUCAGCAUUCUGCUUUUGUGCUGUAUUUCUGUGGAUCGCUAUGUGGCAUUGGUGUAUGCUCUGGAAUCAAGGGGAAGAAGAGAACGGAAAAAGGCCAUCAUAAUAGUAUGCUUUCUCGUUGCUGCGGUUACAAUAAUCCACAGUCCAGUAUUUAAUAUGAAGAGUAUACAUAAUGAUACCUGCUUUGAGACUUUACCCCUUGACAAAACACUGGCUUCUUUCGGCUUUGCCAGAUUCCUAUUUGGAUUUGCCAUACCUUUCAUGAUCCUCAUUUUCACAAACUACAAAAUUUUCCAAAGUACAAAAACAAGUACCAGCUUGACUUGUCACCAGAAAGCCAAAGUGAAGUAUCUGGCAAUUGCCAUUAUUGUCAUUUUCCUGAUCUGCUUUUCUCCCUACCAUGUGGUACUCUUAAUAAGGUCUGUAUACUUUCUGCUUCAUACAGAUUGCUCAUGUCCAUUUGAAAAAGACAUAUACCCAGUUUUUACAGUGUUUCUGUGUUUAUCCACUGCAAACAGUGUUGCUGAUCCAAUUAUUUACGUGCUGGUUAGUGAAAACGUCAGAAAAGACGUUUUAAGGAGUCUGAGAAGAUGGAGGUCAAACUCAUCCAGGUUCAACUCAUCUGUUAGUCAUAAGACUGAGAGCAUCAGACUGAAAACAUCAAAAGAAUUGCAGGAAGGAGUACAAAGAGAAGAAAACAAAGAAAUAGCAAAUUCAUCCCACAUUGAAAAGACCUGUCAUACCAGCAAAGACCCAGAAGGUGGUAGCUAGCAGUUCGCUGCUGCAGCUAGCUGCUGACAGCAAAUAAGAAGUUCUAAACUUGAGCUGCAGAUUGCAUGCUGCAGCACACAAGUAUUUACAUGCUGACCUCUGAAGGAAGGUUUUUUUACAGUACAUGAGCCAGCAACUCCUAGAGGACUCUACAGGAAUGAUGCUUCUUAUUUAUGUUUCUCUCCUACGAUAAAGUUUGCCCACCAGUAUCAUCAACGCAAACCUUGCUUGGUGAAGGAUGUGUGGAAUAAACUAUGAAAUUUACUUUGACUCAAACUGAAGUCUUAAAA